Messenger RNA from Magallana angulata, 1984 nucleotides. RefSeq names its product microfibrillar-associated protein 1-like. Gene Ontology annotation, molecular function: RNA binding. Gene Ontology annotation, biological process: mRNA splicing, via spliceosome. Gene Ontology annotation, cellular component: U2-type spliceosomal complex. Bases 193 to 1539 code for a protein of 448 amino acids. The transcript is spliced from 11 exons. Lineage: Eukaryota; Metazoa; Mollusca; Bivalvia; Ostreida; Ostreidae. The record is from RefSeq and is a predicted model, not a curated record.
GGGGGAAGGAAGUGUUUAGGAUAAGCUCGUGUUUGGCACUGGUAAACGAAAAUUUUGUGUUUGUGAGUGAACAGUCUGUAUCUCAAAUUGACAAUGUGAUGUAGUGAUCUCUUUUGCUAAACGUAGAUCAGCAACAUCUUCUCUUUGAUCAGUGUUACUGACUUAUUUGGAAUACAGAAUUCGGUAUUAAACAUGUCGAAAGCAUUUCCAAACGUUCCCAUCCAGUCCACGGCAGGUGCCAUCCCCAUGAAAAAUGAGAAAGGGGAGGUUGUUAUGCAGAAAGUGAAGGUUAACAGAUACGUUACAGGAAAACGACCAGAUUUUGCACCAGACAGCAGUGGAGGUGAAGAAAGUGAUGAGGAAUUUGAGUUCAACAGAAAGAAGAAGCAGCAACAGGCUAAUGAAGACAGCGCUCCAGAGGAAGAAGAGAUUCCUUUGGACACACAAGACCGACGACUCAGGCGAUUACAAAACCGCGGAGAUGUUGGUUACGAUAGUGAUGACGAUGACAGGAUUGCAAGGCACAGAAGGGAGGUAGUGGAACCAGAACUUAUUCAGGAGAAAUCCGAUUCUGAAGAUGAACGACACAGGAAGAGAUUUGGAGAAGAGGAAGAAAGCAGUGAAGAGGAAGAGGAGUUGGACGAAGAGGAAAUUGAAAGAAGAAGACUUCUCCUUCGCCAGCGGAUGCAACAGAGACAAGAGGAGGAGGAGGAAGUUUUAGAAGUGGAGGAAGAAAAGGUGGAGGGGGAGAGUGAGGAGGAAUCCUCUGAAUAUGAAGAAUAUUCUGAUUCUGAGGAAGAAACUGGUCCCAGACUAAAACCUGUGUUUGUCAGGAAACGAGACAGAAUCACCAUUCAGGAGAAGGAAAAAGAAGAAGCAAAGAAACGAGAAAUGGAAAUUGAGGCGAAGAAAAUAGCAGAGGAAAGAAGGUCCCACACAUUAAAGAUUAUCAAAGAUGAUGCUCGCAAGGCAGUUGAAGAGGAGAAAACUGUGGAGGAUGCCUGUGAUGCUCUGGACUCUGGUGAUGAAAAUGACGAAGAAGAGUACGAGGCUUGGAAAGUCCGAGAGCUGAGGCGACUAAAGAGAGACAAGGAGGAGCGCGAAAACAUUGAAAAAGAUAAGAUGGAGAUAGAGAGAGUGCGAAACAUGAGUGAGGCAGAGAGACGACAGGAAUUUGCACAGAAUCCCAAACUUGUCACAAACAAAGCCCCCAAAGGCAAAUACAAGUUUCUACAGAAAUAUUAUCACAGAGGUGCCUUCUUUGUGCAAAACGAUGAAGACAAUAUGUACAAACAGGACUUCUCAUCACCUACACUUGAGGAUCAUUUCGAUAAGACAAUUCUUCCCAAAGUCAUGCAGGUCAAGAACUUUGGACGAUCUGGGCGCACCAAAUACACCCACUUGGUGGACCAGGACACCACCCAGUUUGACUCGCCCUGGAUAGCAGACACCGCCCAGAAUCUCAAGACCCACAUGACCAAGGGAGGUGGAAUGAAACAGGUCUUCAACAGACCAGCAGCCAAGUCAAAGCGAAAGUGAAAGCAAGUUCAGUGGAGUGUGAAAGGAAAAUUUUGUUGUUGUGCUUGGCUGGUACUUCGGAAAUGCAUUGUAAUGAUAGCAAGUGUUUUAAGGAAAAAGACUUGUUAUAUUUAGAGAGUGGGAAAAUGAUACUAUUGCAAGCCUUUGAUGAGUGUACCUAUAGGAAAACACGAAGGAAAGUUUUGGAAUGGUACUGUAAGAAAUUGUGAGACACAUAAAGACACUGUGAUUAACUAAUUUUUAUAAUAAUAUCAGAAACAUCAAGGUUGGUUACAGCUUACAAGUAUGUAGUAUAAGUUUGAAGUCUCUCUCAUUCUAAAGUAUUAAUGUGUUCAUCAUUCAUUUAAUUGCCAUUAAAAUCAUCAGUGGAGUAAUUGAUUAAGAAUUUUUCUUUGAUUGUACAUAAUAUCAUGAUAAAUAUAUAUAAAACAUGUUUCUUACUUCA